ACACAGACCCACUGCGAGACCGACACACACUCACACACUCACACAACUGCACGCAGCGAGGCUCGGGAAGUCAGGUCGCCUCCUCGCCUCGGCGCCUCCUCCGCUCCAGCCAGCCGGGUCUCCUCUGGGGACCGGAGCUCGGCCGGGCAGCGCAGCCCCAAAAGAGGACGAGCUCAGCGGACCCCGGUUCCUCCAUGGGCAAACGCGGGCGGCCGCGCAAGGAGGCGCGCUGUGAGGGCGCGGGGCUGGCCCCCGCCGCGCCCCCGGCGGUGGCCGCGCCCCAGCCCCCGGCCCAGCCCGAGGAGCCCGCGGGGGCCAAGCUCAGGUGCCCCUUCUCGGACAUUUUCAACACCAGCGAGAACUCGAUGGAGAAGCACAUCAACACUUUUCUGCAGAACGUGCAGAUUCUGCUCGAGGCCGCCAGCUACCUGGAGCAGAUCGAGAAAGAAAACAAAAAGUGUGAACAUGGCUAUGCCUCCACGUUCCCCUCCAUGCCGAGCCCCCGGCUGCAGCAUUCAAAGCCCCCAAGGAGAUUGAGCCGAGCACAGAAACACAGCAACGGGAGCAGCAACACCAGCACUGCCAACAGGUCUACACACAAUGAGCUGGAAAAGAAUCGACGAGCUCAUCUGCGCCUGUGUUUAGAACGCUUAAAAGUUCUGAUUCCACUAGGACCAGACUGUACCAGGCACACAACACUUGGUUUGCUUAACAAAGCCAAAGCACACAUCAAGAAACUUGAAGAAGCUGAAAGGAAGAGCCAGCACCAGCUAGAGAACUUGGAACGAGAACAGAGAUUUUUAAAGCGGCGACUGGAACAGCUGCAGGGUCCUCAGGAGAUGGAACGAAUACGAAUGGACAGCAUUGGAUCAACUAUUUCUUCAGAUCGUUCUGAUUCAGAGCGAGAGGAGAUUGAAGUGGAUGUUGAAAGCACAGAGUUCUCCCAUGGAGAAGUGGACAAUAUCAGUACCACCAGCAUCAGUGACAUUGAUGACCACAGCAGCCUGCAGAGUAUUGGGAGUGACGAGGGUUACUCCAGUGCCACUGUCAAACUUCCGUUCACUUCCUAGAACCCAGCACGACAUAACAGUGCAGGGCAGAAUACUCACUGGGCCAGUUCAGUCCAAACAGUCUCUUAAAUUGGGUUCAUGAUGCAGUCUCCUCUUUAAAACGAAACAAAACUAUACUUGAACAAAAGGGUCAAAAGACCUCUAUGUAAGCAAUUACUUAGCAAAAAGUGGGGCAGAGCCUCCCCAGCAGAACAAAUACUCACAAUAUUCGUAUUUGAAAAUCACAGUUUCUAAUGGCAGCAGAAAACUUGGAGAAAUUUUCUUGAUUUAGUUGAUUUGAAAGAGGACAUUGGAGAUUCUGUCCUCUUUUUCUUCUGUAGUUUGCUCACAAUACAAUGAGUAGACACAUUUAAGGAUGGGGUUAUGAACCCUUCCUGAGUUUUAUGGUCCUAAAAACAAAAUCAAACCUAUAGUAAUGAGAAGACAAGAUAAUCAGGCAUUAACUUGGAUAGCUGAACAGCUAUUAAAACUCAGCCUGGGACAGCUUAUCAUGAAGCCUGUGGAUGAUCAAUUCUUGAAAGAAAAAAAAAAAAAAGCAAGCUCAUUUCAUGCUCUGCAAAAGGAGAGACUCCCAUGAAGCCUUUUGAAAGGGAUCAUCAUGCAGCUCAGCUUUCUGUUGGAUUCCAUGCUAAGCAAGCUAACCUUAUCCUGCAUUGUUAGCAGUAGGGCACCCAACCGCCAGCUCGACAGUCAGCUGCCCUUAGGCCCUUGGGCAGCAUGGGGCAGUGUGUGUCUAAUAGCCUCUACCACACAGGGCCUAGGAGUUCGGACUGAGGGGCCAGAAGGAAAAAGCUCUCCAUGCCUCUGUGUCUGCGUGGGCCAGAAGAGUUGUGCACGCAGAGUAGCAGGCCAAGGUCUGAGCCAUGGCAGCAUUUUUAUUUCAGAUUUUGAUAACUGUUUGUAUGUGUUGAAAACCAAAAUGACAUCUUUUUAAAGCUUGUCCAUAAAAAAACAUCGAUGUCUUUUAUAGUGGAAAAACACAUGGGAAAAAAAUCAUCUAUUUUGAUGGAGCAUUUGAUAAUGAUGAAACACCUCACACCUCACUCUUUAUAGUGCACAAAAUGAAUGAGGUCUGGGCUAGGUAGAAAAAAGGUCAGUGCUGUUUUUAUUUUCUUUUAGAAUCAUUACCUUUUACCAGCUUUUAACCAUCUGCUAUCUGUAGUAGACACACUAUAAUACUUCACGUAGUUAAGUUCGGCACUUGUCUCGUUUUAUUGUGAAGAUCUGCGUCCAUUCUCCUACAAGCAAUCUCUCUCCUUCCUCACAGUCCCACUGUGCAGGUGCUAUUGUUGCUCUUAUACCAAUAUUUCCAGAAAUGUUUUAAGUGAAAUUUCUUUUCUAGCCUGCACUUUGACGUCAUGUGUUCCCUUUGUCUUUCAAAAUCCAAGGUGUUCUCCACUCCCCACCCCCACCCCCCUUUACCCCAGGAAGCCUUCUUGGACCCCUUACCCCUGGCUCUUUGGACUUUGUAUACUUUGAAUAAUUUAACUACCCUUAAUUACUUAAAAAAAAAAAGCUUUAUGAUUUUCAUAACUUAUUGCUGAUUUUAAUGGGUUG
This is a messenger RNA of Mirounga angustirostris (Northern elephant seal), 2627 nucleotides long. RefSeq names its product MAX interactor 1, dimerization protein (gene MXI1). Gene Ontology annotation, molecular function: protein dimerization activity; RNA polymerase II cis-regulatory region sequence-specific DNA binding; DNA-binding transcription factor activity, RNA polymerase II-specific. NCBI's taxonomy places the organism in Eukaryota, Metazoa, Chordata, Mammalia, Carnivora, Phocidae. The record is from RefSeq and is a predicted model, not a curated record. The transcript has 6 exons. The coding region runs from base 195 to 1070 and encodes 291 amino acids. Gene Ontology annotation, biological process: regulation of transcription by RNA polymerase II.